AUGUGUCGAAAAGUGACGUGCAAGGCCUCCGAGGUGUUCCAGAGGAGCGAUGUGGUAUCCCUGUUCCCGGACUUCCAGGGACAGGUGCCCGAGGAAGCUCGCUUUUGGAAGAAGUCUGACCUGGAGCUUUUCUUGGGGAGCAAUGGACAGCUCAAACCCAAGGAAGUCUCCAAAGGUACACAGAGCUGUCCAUUGCUGUCUCGAGCGCGGCAGCGCUUGGCAGAGCUAAAGAUUUCAGAGCCAUCUGCAGAGUACGCAUCGUGGUGUCGUCACCUUGCUGUUUGCAAUGCUGCCACAGCGUCCAGCAAAACGCCCAGCGACGGAUAUGGAGCUGCAGUGACACCCAAGGAGUUCCGAUUGGAUACAGCCGUAGCAUCCUGUGCAGCUGCAUGCAGUCAAGUUGAAUCCAAGAGCAGCGCCCCUGCAAUUCCUAAAGCUCCAGUGGUGGUGCCUUGCUCCAAAGAUUGGUGCGGACGCAAUUGGACUAUGGAUUUUUGGAAGGCUCAGAGUCAGGACCUUUGGUGGAAAUGUCGUACUCGGUCUCCUGCCCAUGAAUAUGAUCGCCGUGCCAGCGAUAUCGUAGAUGUUGAGGGUUCGCCUGGUGAAUAUGCUGACUAUGCGAAACUUCUGCAAGAAAAAGAUCCCACAUGUUUGGAAGAAAAUGCAGUUGCAUAUCCCAGACUUGUGAUGGACGGAUGGUGCCCAUUCGUCAAUGCACAAGGCCGAAAAUUGCUGGAGAAACACUGGCGGGAGUUGACUCCGCGUGGAGUCAAGGAUUUGUCCUUCAAGUGGAUCAAAAUGUUCACCACAGUCUUCAAUUUGGAUUUCUUCGAUUACUUCGCUCGUUUUUACAAGUUAUCCCUGGGCGCACCAGGGUGUAUCAGUCGCUUGCACGUCACCAACAAUGGGGCACAUACUUGGUACACGCAGAUUGAAGGGAGAAGACUCUUCUUUCUUUUUGCCCCUCAACAGACUGGCAACCUGAAUGAGGAGGAAGGUGGGCCUGUGGACCACUUGGAAGGCUAUGCAGCUUCAGUGAGUUCUGUGGAUAUCUUCUUUCCGAAUCCCAAGAGGCAUGCAGCCUUUUCCAAGGCCCAGGCACAG
Messenger RNA from Cladocopium goreaui, 1104 nucleotides. Lineage: Eukaryota; Dinophyceae; Suessiales; Symbiodiniaceae. The record is from the annotation of a GenBank genome assembly.